AUGAGACCAUCAACGCCAUCCUCCAAGUCCAUCAUCUUGACUCGCAGUUCUAUGCGCUGGGUGCCAGAGCCACCUUUUGAAAACACCGAUACUCUUGCUUUAUUCGUCGGUGAAUGGUACGUCGAUCUGCGGGUCGAUCAGCAAUCCGGAGGCAUUGAUUGGGCGCUAGCAGGGGAGUGUCGACUAGCGGAUAUCAAUCCAUGCCGUGUCAUCUUCACCCAUGUCAUUGAUUCCCUACUGAAUUUCAAUGUGAGCGAACCUUGCCCAUUUGUGGCCCUUUCCAACGGGGAUGUCAUGGAGACAGGAACAAUGCCUCGUCCGGACAGACCUGGUGCACCGAUGACCAGCUAUGAGGAGGUUUGGAGAUAUCAUCCCUGCGAGAUGUGCCGGAAUAUUUCGGAGGUAAUACCUCGUGGGUCUUGGAGUCCGUCGACCAUAGCCCAGGCGAAGGGCAACAUCUCGUUACCAAAGAAUUUUUGGCAAAGGUUGGAAGAUUCUAUCUAG
This is a messenger RNA of Penicillium maclennaniae, 504 nucleotides long. RefSeq lists its product as uncharacterized. NCBI's taxonomy places the organism in Eukaryota, Fungi, Ascomycota, Eurotiomycetes, Eurotiales, Aspergillaceae. Bases 1 to 504 code for a protein of 167 amino acids. The record is from RefSeq and is a predicted model, not a curated record. The transcript is spliced from 2 exons.